Toxoplasma gondii ME49 is the source of this 2812-nucleotide messenger RNA. RefSeq lists its product as hypothetical. Gene Ontology annotation, cellular component: endoplasmic reticulum. Gene Ontology annotation, molecular function: dolichyl pyrophosphate Glc2Man9GlcNAc2 alpha-1,2-glucosyltransferase activity. The record is from RefSeq and is a predicted model, not a curated record. NCBI's taxonomy places the organism in Eukaryota, Apicomplexa, Conoidasida, Eucoccidiorida, Sarcocystidae. The transcript has 3 exons. Gene Ontology annotation, biological process: dolichol-linked oligosaccharide biosynthetic process; protein N-linked glycosylation. The coding region runs from base 1 to 2760 and encodes 919 amino acids.
AUGGCGACAUCUCGAUGUCGCAAAGGACCUGAUCCUGUCCGGAACACCAGUCCUGAUGGUCCGCGGAGAAGAAAAAAACGCUGGCUUUUGCCUGUCUUCAUUCUUUCAUUUCUUUCUCUUAAUGCGGUCGUUCUCAGUGCUCUAGAUGGCACUGUCAAGGAGCCCUACAUGGACGAAGAGUUCCAUAUUCCCCAAGUGCAGCGCUACUGCGAGUCUUUCAGGCCGACUGUCUACCACCCUGACAUCAGCACCCCGCCUGGCCUCUACUGGGUUGCGGCGCUUCUCGCUCGGUCACUGUCGCCUGCCUUUGCUGCGCUUUCCUCGUCGUUUUCCUCGUCGUUUUCUGCGGCUGCAGACGCAGCCCAGACGCUUCCCGAGAGCGACGCCCACGACGGCGAAGCGACUGGCAAUGUCGCCGCACCAGGAGGACGCAAAGACGACCCUGUCGUCCUGCCAGUCCUCUGUCGUUCCUCCUUCUUUCUGCGGGGCUUCAACGCCUUAUUCGUCUCGCCUCUGACUCUGCUCCUUCUCUGGGUGCUCGCCAGGCGCAUCCACUUCUCUCUCGCGCUCUCUGAGGCAGAGAGAACACUCAGGGACGCAUGCAGAGAAGCCGUCUGCGCGUCUCUGUUCGCGAGCCGCAAAGACGAGCGCGACGCGAAAGCCAUACAGGCUUUCAACUCUCGAGAAGAGCAUGGCAAGCAGGAGCCGCGAAGCAGCAGGUCUCCCCGCCUCGGAAAGACCUCUGACGCGGGCGCGUCUCGGACAGGGCGGUUCUCCCCUUCUGAGGCGGGAGAGUCUGAGAGCGCGCGAGACGCCGGGAAGGACCUGUUGCUGCUUCUGAGAAUUGCUCGCAUUGCUCUCCUUCCGUCCUUCUACUUUUUCAAUUUCCUCUUCUACACGGACUGUCUCGCGGUGCUCCUGCUCCUCUUCGCGUACCACGAACUCCUUUCACGGAGACACUUGUGGGGUCUCGCCGCAGCCGGAGUCCUCGCCUUCUUCGUUCGCCAGACUGCAGUUGUGUGGAGUGGUGGAGCUGGUCUCCUCGCGUUUCUCGCUGCACUGGGUUUCUGCGCUUCCGCGCGAGAGGCCGCAAAGCGAAAGGGCAUGCAGCGGCCUCCGCGUCGAUUUCCACCGAACGCGAAGGCCUCUUGCGACGUCAAGGCGAGGCUCGAAUGCAAGGAGAGGGCAGAAGCGGCGAAGCAGGCGAAUCCCCUGUUUCGGCUCUGUCUGUGCCCCGCGUUUCUCUGUCGGCUCGAGACAACCAGCGUCUCGCCGCUCUCUGUUUUGAGAUGGGAGAACCUGCAACCUGCCUUCGCUUUCUUCCUCUCUCCUUCCACGUUUGCUGCUGUCUCGCUCCCUCUCGCUCUUCCCCUGUUCACUUUCCUCCUUUUUCUUCUCUCGAAUGGCGGCCGAGUCGCUGUCGGCCAUCAGGCCUUCCACGCGCCGAGCGUACAUACAGCUCAGCUGUUGUACGCAGCCCUGUUCGUAGCCUCCGCGGCGAGCCCAGCGAGUUUCCUGUCGGCCUUUCGCGCGGUUCUCUCGCUGCUGAAGUCGGUGUGGCUUUUCUUCUGCAGAUCGCUCUGUUCACUGCGCUCGCCAGAGAGCGAAAACGAGGAGACAGGAAAAUCGAAACGAGACGAGGCCGGAGAGUCCGUGGAGGCGCUCGAGGUCGUGGAAGACAUGGAGCGCGACGCCGAGAGCGUCAGAGAUGUGCGAAGCCAGGUUCUUCGCGAGAGGGAUUUGAAAGCUUCUUUCGACGCAGACGGCGAAAACUCAAAAUUCUGUUUCUCUUCGUUUCUCGCGUUUUUCUUGUCUCUGAGUGUCGCCGCAGGUCUCGGCGCCUUCGCCCAUCCUUUCCUUCUCAGCGACAACAGACACCUUGCCUUUUAUCUUUGGAGAUACUUCUUUCGGUGGCCGAUCUUCCGGUGGAUUAUUGGGCCUCUCGUCGCCGCGCUGUUUUUCGUUGGUGGAGAUGUUCUCUCCUCUCUCGUCGCCCCGCCGGCACCGCGGUGGCUCUGCCCUCCUGCGAAGGCGAGAGCCGCAGGCGAGCGCAGAGAUGAGGAAACCGUAGACGGCAGAAACCAACGAGGCGCAGUCGCUCCAGGGCCUGCCUCGUUCAAAGAGCAAACACUAGCAGAACGGUCGAGACCUUUCUACGUCGCGGCCUGUCUGUUCACAUUCCUCGUCUGCUCCUGUCUCGCUCUGGUGCCCACGAGCCUCGUCGAGCCGAGGUACUUUUCGUUUACUCUUCUUCUCUUCGUUCUCCACGAGCGCUUCCCUUCCUCGCGGCCUUCUGGGGAAGGCGAGAAACCGACUUGCGGGUGGGGGCUCGAGGCAUCCGCGGGGUGCAUGUACACCCGGGAGGCUUCGCCGCCGGCGACGUUUGCGAAGGAGACUUUUGUCGACCAGAGAGCCAGGUCGAGUCGCGCAGCUUGGCGAGGCGUUGUUGCCGUGACGAACCUUGAGGAAAGGCAGACCGGGCAAACGCCAAGAGAUGGUGAAAAGGGGAGGAGGCCAGUGGACCCUAACGGCGCAGGGAAAGUCACAAAAAAUGCAUUUUCGAAUCUGUUCUCGUGUUUGUUUAGCCGGGAGUGCUGGGUAAAUCUGUACUCUGGGAAAAACCUCGGGCCGCGAGAAGAUCUCGCAAAUGAAGCUGCAGCGCUCGUGCUGAACUUUGGUCUCAGUUUCGUCGUUUUUUACGUCUUUCUUUGUCGCUCCUUUAUCGACAGUGCCGGACGCGUUGCUCGCUUCAUGGUUUGAGAAUGGAAAACGAAGCAGCCCACCGACUACACAACUCAGUGGUGUCUCGACU